Physella acuta is the source of this 590-nucleotide messenger RNA. RefSeq lists its product as uncharacterized. The record is from RefSeq and is a predicted model, not a curated record. Lineage: Eukaryota; Metazoa; Mollusca; Gastropoda; Physidae.
AAUGUGUAUAAAGAAACAGUCGCAUUUAGUUAAGUUAAAAUAAUAAAAACCUGUCGCUGCUAGAUCUAUAUUAUGCAGUAGACCUAUAAAAUAUAAGCUGUGGUACCAAUAUAAAUUUGUAGGUGGAUUUGUGAACUGAGUGACAUCUCAGGAGAUAUGGACAAGUUUAGUCAACCUGUUCUUGUAGAUCCAGAGGCUGUUAGUGAAGCUGGCAUAGAGUGCCAUGUAAUUGUCCUUGGGAGUAGUCCUGUGUUGAAACGUGUAUUUGAAGAUUUAUCCGCUUACACAUUUAAAGAGAUGCACUUAGAUCCACAUUUAGACCCUGCAGACUAUGAUGUGGUGAUCAGAUAUGAAAAUGGCUCACAAGAUGUGAUGGAUGAGGAAGAAGAGUUUGGUGCUAACAGACUAACUAAAUGUCAAAGUGUUUGCAUCACUGAGAGAGGAUCUCAGCAGACACAUGGUCCACAAAACACAAACUUGGGAAUCAACUUUAAUAAUAACUAAUUAAACAUAUAACUUGUUCAUUUUCUUGAAUUUCCUUUGAUCAUUGUAGUAAAGUAAAGAAGUCAAUAAAUAAUAUUUUCUUUAAA